Molecule: messenger RNA, 554 nt
Organism: Eurytemora carolleeae
Lineage: Eukaryota; Metazoa; Arthropoda; Copepoda; Calanoida; Temoridae
Exons: 7
Coding region: 31-483 (150 amino acids)
Source: RefSeq, a predicted model, not a curated record
AUUUUAGUAUUUUUCAUUUUUUUAGAAAAAAUGAAAAAUACAAAAGUCCUACUGUACAGCACCAUAGCUGGGCUCUUUAUCAGUUAUAUUCCUGGACUAGUCUUCUCCCCAAGUGGCCAUGUGAAAACUGAUUGUGGCAAGUACAGUCAUGGUAAAGGAUUGGAUGUUACAGGAAAACCAUUUCAGGAUUUCUGGAGUUUUUAUCCAUACUAUGUGUGUGAGCAUCAACAACCAAGAACCAAACUAUUCCAUUUUAUCGCCAGUUUGAAUGUUCUUUGUCUUUUGGCUAAUAUGACAACAUCAGGGUUUAAUAUUACAACACCUAUACUAGGCUUGUUCCAGGGAUAUGGAUUAGCCUGGAUAUCUCACUUCUGGAUAGAGAAGAACAAACCCGCCACAUGGCAGUAUCCAGGAUAUAGUUUUGCAGGGGAUUUUGUGCUUUUCUCUGAAGUUUUAUCCGGAGAGUAUAUCAUUUGGGAAUAAAUUUGUAGAAAAUAAAAUAAAAAUUGUUUUCUGACUUUUGUUAAAAAAAUAAACCUACAUAAAAUGUCUUA